Messenger RNA from Tupaia belangeri chinensis (Chinese tree shrew), 1325 nucleotides. It is a transcript of the gene ODF4, whose product is annotated as outer dense fiber of sperm tails 4. The transcript has 4 exons. The record is from RefSeq and is a predicted model, not a curated record. NCBI's taxonomy places the organism in Eukaryota, Metazoa, Chordata, Mammalia, Scandentia, Tupaiidae. The coding region runs from base 196 to 1185 and encodes 329 amino acids. Gene Ontology annotation, cellular component: plasma membrane.
UCCAUGGCAGUUAGGGGUCCUGUCCUGUUUGGGCCCUCUCCUAGAUCAGGAGCUCAGUGCCUAAUCAGAGGCCCCUUCAUUCCCAAGCCUAUGGUGGCAACUGCUUCACAUAAUGAAAAUAUUUAAAAGAUGAGGGACAACUGAGCCUGGAAAGGGAAGUGGGCCAAAGGAUAGAGAAUAGAAUAGGUUCUCAAGAUGGGGACAAGGAGCUCUAAGAGUGAGUCCUGUGGGUCAGGAGAAAGGGACCAAGAUCAGAGGCCUGGAAGGGAAGAGGAAAUCUGGGAGUUGGAAUCAACUGGGGAUGAACCAGAGGACAGAGUGAAGACUUCCAUCCCUUCCUACAGGAGUGGCAGGCGGCUGCCUGGUAACCAUCGCAGGGACUCCCUGUUGCCCUUUCAAUGGAGAAUUAAACAUAGUUCUCGCUGGCUAGCACAGGUGUUGGCCUCUGAGCUCAGCCUGGUGGCCUUCAUCCUGUUACUGGUCAUGGUCUUUUCCAAGAAAUGGCUGCACCUCUCUGGGAGCCGCUUCUACCAGCGCUGGCCAGCAAAUGUCAGCAACAGAAUCUACACAACUGCCCAUGCCAUGUCUAUGGGACUCCUAUACAUCUACAAACCCAGCAGCUGCUAUGAGUCAGAGAAUGGGAAAGAUGCUUUUAACCUGUGGAAAAAUCAGCCGAUAUUUGGGGUGACCAAGAUAACCUUCACCCUGGCCUUUGGGCUGGCCUUUGUCCUCACCACCUGGUUGCAUCUGUCAUACCUGCCCCGUGUUCGUAAACUGCCCUUCUUUGGCUUGAUUGGGACCAUUCUGAGCUUCUGUGAAGUCAUCAUCAUGCUCUCCACCCUCCUGUUGUUCCCUAUUAACCUCUGGCUCUUCGAGUUGAAGAGGAACGUAUCCAUUCCCAUUGGCUGGAGCUAUUUCAUCGGGUGGCUGGUGUUUACACUAGAUGUCACCUGUGCGAUUCUUUGCUACAUCAACCAUAAAAGUUUUUGGAGUCUGAUUCUGAGCUGUUCCCCUGGCACCAUUUUCUGUGGCAACAGUUCUGAGUUAGUGCAAGAACCUCUGAGUAAAAAAACUAUCUCAGCUACCUCUAUCUGCCAGGAGAAAGACUGGGACCCCGAGCAAAAGGAAGACAGAGAACCAGAUUCUGUUGAGUCGUCUCAGCCUCAUACCAUUCGCAAGAAAUGAGAAAGGGAGGAGUGUCACACUCCUCCGCCCUGCCUGGAGCUUGGGUGAUGUGGAAUAAAUUGUCUCUUCUUCAUUAUGUCUAAGCGUUGUUGAGGCAAACUGGAGGAGGGCGAGAAAAGAAUUAAAAACAAACAAACAAA